Messenger RNA from Clavispora lusitaniae ATCC 42720, 510 nucleotides. RefSeq names its product E2 ubiquitin-conjugating protein (gene UBC13). Gene Ontology annotation, cellular component: nucleus. NCBI's taxonomy places the organism in Eukaryota, Fungi, Ascomycota, Pichiomycetes, Serinales, Metschnikowiaceae. Gene Ontology annotation, molecular function: ubiquitin conjugating enzyme activity. Gene Ontology annotation, biological process: DNA damage tolerance; protein K63-linked ubiquitination. The record is from RefSeq and is a predicted model, not a curated record.
AUGGUCUCUCUGACAAAGUCCCUCGCUCCGUUCCAAACCCUUUCCCCUUCUUUAACCAUGGCCGCUUUGCCCAAACGAAUCAUCAAAGAGACCGAGCGCUUGGUUUCCGAUCCGGUGCCCGGUAUUCUUGCCGUUCCUUCCGAAGAGAACUUGCGCUAUUUCGAGGUGACUAUUGACGGCCCGGCGUCGUCUCCGUAUGCCAACGGGAAGUUCAAGUUGGAGUUGUACUUGCCGGACGACUAUCCCAUGUGUGCGCCCAAGGUUCGCUUCUUGACGAAAAUCUACCAUCCCAACAUCGACAAAUUGGGCCGCAUCUGCCUCGACGUGUUGAAAGACAACUGGUCGCCGGCGUUGCAGAUCCGGACCAUCCUUUUAAGUAUCCAGGCGUUGUUGGGAGCGCCAAACCCAGACGAUCCCUUGGCAAACGACGUGGCGCAGGAGUGGAAGCAGGACGAGCCACGAGCUAUAGCGGUGGCGAAAGAGUGGACAGAAAAGUAUGCGGUGGAGUAG